UAACAGACAACUUUUCAAUAAUAAAUAGUUCAAUUGUGUAUAUAGAUAUAAAAAAAAAUAGUUAGUUGCUUUUGCAUAAAUUGCAAUGUUUAAAUUGCACCGCGAAAGAAAUAUAUUGCAGAUGUGGCCAUUUUAUCGACAGAAGAUUGUUUCACAAACCGUGCUUAAAUAUUUUCUACGGUUUUUUUCAUUUAACAUUAGUAUUAGGGAAAGAAGAAUUGGAUUUAUAAUUCUAAAUACGGAUAAAAACGUUAAGCUUUUAAGAAAUAAUUUUGUUUCAAGUGUGAAAUUAUUAUCUACAAAAAUGAGUGAAGAUAUUUCCUUGUUUACUUUACCGAAUAACCAACCAAUAAUUGCUUUAGAAUGUGAUACUGCAUUUAAUGCAUUAACAAAAAAAGAAAAAUUAUAUGCACAUUAUUUAAGUCAAGCUGCAUGGAAUGGUGGUCUUAUUGUAUAUGUACAAACUUCCCCAGAAUCACCAUUAUUAUUUGCCCUUUUACAUAAAAUUUUCUUAUCUGAAACAAUAAAUGAAUUGAAAAAUUCUGCAUUUAAUGCUGGUGUUAAUGAAGAUGAGUUCACAGCAUUUUUAGUAUAUUCUUGUGGAAUCUUUGCAAAUGCUGGUAAUUAUAAAUCUUUUGGUGACAGCAAAAUAAUACCUAACUUGCCUAAGGAUAAAUUUGAAGCCAUAAUAAAAAUUUCAAAGGCAUAUGAAAAUAAUCCCAAAGACAUUGAAGAAAUUUGGAAUAAAAUUCAAAAUAUAAUAUAUUCUACAGAAGGAAAAUUAAAAUCUUUGGGAUUAGGUGAAAAAGGAGUUACAACUUAUUUUUCUGCUAAUUGUACAGACAAAGAUGCAGAAUUAGUUAAUGAUUUUAUGCAAAAUAAAGGACUAGAAUCUUAUAAUGCCAGAUGUUUUAAAAUAGCAAAUAAACAAAACGAUUCUGAAGGUUCCAAAAACAUAGAUAUAUAUGAAAUCAGAUUAGCUUCUGUGGAGAUCAAUGAUAAUCCUAAUAUUACAUUGUCAGAAGAAGUAUUUAAAAAUGCAAGGUUUAAAAUUACAAGAGGAGACUAUAGCAAACUUUUGAUUCCAGUUGUUGAUAAUAUUCAAAAAGCAAAAGAAUAUGCUGCAAAUGAAACUGAAAAGAGUAUGUUAAAUAAAUAUAUACAGCAUUUCAAGACAGGAUCUUUACAAGAUCAUAAAGAUGGGUCUCGUUUGUGGAUUAAGGACAAAGGGCCAGUUAUAGAAACUUAUAUUGGUUUUAUUGAAACCUAUAGAGAUCCAGCAGGUCAGAGAGGGGAGUUUGAAGGAUUUGUAGCAAUGGUAAAUAAAGAAAUGUCCAAAAAAUUUGCUACAUUAGUAAGUAAUGCAGAAAAAUUUAUACCAAAGCUUCCUUGGGCCAGAGACUUUGAAAAAGAUGAAUUUCUAAGGCCUGAUUUUACUUCAUUGGAUGUUCUAACAUUCUCAGGAUCUGGUAUCCCUGCAGGUAUAAAUAUUCCAAAUUAUGAUGAAAUUAGGCAAUCAGAAGGAUUUAAAAAUGUUUCUUUGGGUAAUGUAAUUCCUGCAAAUAUGAAAUUAGGUGUACUGCCAUUUGUAUCUGAACAUGAUCAAACUCUAAUGAAUAAUUAUAGAGUUGCUAGCUUUGAAGUACAAGUUGGUUUGCAUGAACUUCUUGGUCAUGGAACAGGUAAAUUAUUGAGGAAAUUAGAAUCUGGUUUAUAUAAUUUUGAUAUGGGAAAAGUAAAAAAUCCUUUUACUGGAGAACCAAUAAAUAAAUUUUUUUUACCUGGUGAAACAUAUGAUUCAAAGUUUGGAUCAAUGGGAUCUUCUUAUGAAGAAUGCAGGGCAGAAGCAGUUGGAUUGUAUUUAUCUUUAGAGAAAGAUAUACUGAGUAUAUUUGGACAUGAGAAUUCUGAGGCUGAUGAUAUAAUAUAUGUUAAUUGGUUAUCUUUAUUAUGGACUGGUUGUGCAAAAGCUUUAGAAAUGUAUCAACCAUCUACUAAGAAGUGGCUGCAAGCUCAUUCUCAAGCAAGAUAUGUCUUACUUAGAGUUUGUUUAGAAGCUGGCAAUGAUUUUGUUAAUGUUGUAGAAUCUGAGCCAGGGAAGAAUUUAUUAUUAACUGUUGACAGAACAAAAAUUUUGACAGUUGGUAAAAAGGCGAUUGGAGAAUUUUUAACUAAAUUGCAAAUUUAUAAAAGUACAGGUGACAUUGAAGAAGCCAAAAAAAUGUAUGACAAAUAUAGUGAGGUACCCGAAACGGGUCCACAUCCAUGGGCACAUUGGAGAGAUAUAGUUUUAGCUCACAAAGAACCACGAAAGAUAUUUGUACAAUCUAACACAGUUGUAAAUGGUGAAAAUGAAGUACAAUUGAAAAACUAUGAACCCAAUUUUGCUGGAAUGAUUCAGUCUUGGAUAGAAAGAUUCCCUUCUGCAGAUGUUUCACAAACACUUAUCGAACUUGCAGAAAAAGACAAACAACAUUUUACACUAGAAAAGUAAUCAACUAUUUAAUACUAACAUUGGCUAGAAAAGAUAUUUUUUUUAUUAUGUAUACUGUAAUGUUUAUAUAUGUAUAUAUGGAUAAAAACCAUAUAUAUAAUUAUGAAAAAAAUGGUUUAUUGGAUUUUUAAGUACUCUAAUGAAUAAGCAUGUGAAAAUAUCAAUAUUUAUGCAUAUAACUAUCCUAAUAACAUGAAAUAUAUUUGUAAAAUUAUACAAACGA
Molecule: messenger RNA, 2717 nt
Organism: Bombus terrestris (buff-tailed bumblebee)
Lineage: Eukaryota; Metazoa; Arthropoda; Insecta; Hymenoptera; Apidae
Gene: DppIII
Product: dipeptidyl peptidase 3
Exons: 4
Coding region: 86-2494 (802 amino acids)
Biological process (GO): proteolysis
Cellular component (GO): cytoplasm
Molecular function (GO): dipeptidyl-peptidase activity; metalloexopeptidase activity
Source: RefSeq, a predicted model, not a curated record